AUGUUUUGGAUAUUAUUUAUUUUAUCAUUAUUUUGUGUUUGUAAUUCUAUUCUUAUUACUAAAAUACAAAAUAUUAUAAUAGUUGGUAAUAUGUAUAAUAAUUUACUCAAUGUGACAGAAGAUCAAUGCAUAUGUGAAAUGAUCAAAGUAAAUGAUUCAAUAUCUGCUUUGAAUUAUUUUUCAACAAAUCAAACUUGUCAAUUAUAUCGUUCAAAUACUAGUACAAUUUAUGUUGAAUUUUAUCUAAAUUCUACUAUUAUAUUUCUUAAUCAAUCAUCAAUAUCAAUAUUAAAUAUUCUAGAAUAUCAGCCGAGUACAAUAUCAUCAUCAACACCAACAGCAAUAUCAUCAACAACAUCAUCAUCAACAUCAACUUCAACAACAAGUGUCUGCAAUAAUACGUUUCAUGAUCAAGCUACUUACUCAGUUGGUAGUGGUCCACGCUCAGUAGCAGUCGUCGAUGUGAAUAACGAUAAUAAGCCUGAUAUUAUUGUAGGAAACUCUGGUUCGAACACCGUCGGUGUUCUUCUCAACGCAGGCAAUGGCGCUUUUAAUACUCAAACUAAUUACUCAGAUGGCUCUUCUCCAUGGUCAGUAGCAGUUGUCGAUGUGAAUAGCGACACAAAACCUGAUAUUAUUGUAGCAAACUUUGGUUCGAACACCGUCGGUGUUCUUCUCAAUGCAGGCAUGGCACUUUUAAUGCUCAAACUACCAAACACUGGUUCGAACACCGUCAGCGUUCUUCUUAACGCAGGAAGUGGUACCUUUAAUGCUCAAACUAAUUACUCAGUUGGCACUAAUCCAUGGUCAGUAGCAGUCGCCGAUGUGAAUAGCGACAACAAAUCUGAUAUUAUUGUUGCAAACUAUGGUUCGAACACCGUUGGUGUUCUUCUCAACACGGGUAGUGGCACUUUUAAUGGUCAAAUUAUGUAUCCAGUCGGCAGUUCUCCAGUAUCAGUAGCAGUCGUCGACGUGAAUAAUGACACAAAACCUGAUAUUAUUGUAGCAAAUACUGGUUCGAACACCGUCGGUGUUCUUCUCAAUGCAGGCAUGGGCACUUUUAAUACUCAAACUAAUUACACAGUUGGCACUAAUCCUCAAGUAGUAGCAGUCGUCGAUGUGAAUAGCGAUAAUAAACCUGAUAUUAUUGUUGCUAACUAUGGUCCGAACAGUGUCAGUGUUCUCUUGCAUUGUUAA
This is a messenger RNA of Adineta steineri, 1197 nucleotides long. NCBI's taxonomy places the organism in Eukaryota, Metazoa, Rotifera, Eurotatoria, Adinetida, Adinetidae. The record is from the annotation of a GenBank genome assembly.